UGGUCGCACUAUUUAUAAGAAGUGGAUAACAACAGCUGUUUUUCGAUAGGCAUUGAGCAAAUUAAAUUGAUACUUAUUCGUGGCUACUGCGAAGGCAAAAUGUAUUAGUUGUUUGAACGGGCGCCAGUAGUAAAAAUCCAUCAGUUUGUGACCAGCACACGCGCUAGCGUCGACCAUUUGCAAAAUGGGCGACUUCUUUAAAUCUAUUAACUUUACCUACUUCUCUAGCGAGGGCGUUACGUCUGUCAGUGGAGCUUCAUUAGCAGGAAGUGGCCUCGUGGGUAGACUGGAAAACGAUUUCGUUGGACAGGUGGUCGAGGUGGCUGGCCACAAGCUACGCAUCAAGUGCAUAAUCGCCGAAGGCGGAUACGCUUUUGUUUACAAAGUCCAAGAUAUGCAAACUGGAACCGAGUACGCCCUGAAACGACUGAUCGGGCCAGAUCAGCAAGCUUGUUCCGCUAUUAUCAACGAAAUCGGCAUACACAAACAGCUCUCUGGCCACGAAAAUAUUGUCGCCUUCGCUGGUUCCAGUUACACGGCCCCGGUUGCUCAGCAGGGUGCCCAAUAUUUGCUCCUCACAGAACUUUGCAAAGGCGGCUCGCUGGUGGACCUCUUUAAAACACAUAAUGUCAUCAUCAAUCCUCCAUUGGUGCUGAGCAUCUUCUAUCAAAUGGCACGAGCCGUGGCCUGCCUGCACUCACAAUUGCCUCCGAUCACCCAUCGAGACAUAAAGAUCGAAAACUUCCUUAUUGGCAAUAACAAUCAGAUCAAGCUGUGUGACUUUGGCUCCGCCACCAAGCAGGUGCUCUCACCCAAAAUCGAGUGGAGUGUAAACCAGCGCAACAUGCUGGAAGAUCAAUUAAACACCGUAACCACGCCAAUGUACCGAUCCCCUGAGAUGCUCGACACUUGGUCCAACAACCCGAUUGGGCCCCCAGCAGACAUAUGGGCUCUCGGCUGCAUCCUUUACUUUCUGUGCUUUCGUAAACAUCCCUACGAGGAUGGUGGCAAACUGCGCAUAAUCAACGCCAACUAUAUUCUCCCGCCGGAUCCUCAGUAUCAGUGCUUCCGCGACAUUAUCAGGGGCUGUUUUAAAGUGAACCCGGCCGAGCGUCUGGACAUUGACAUGGUGCUGGAACGUCUUGCAGCUAUCGCAGAGACAAACAAAUGGUUGCUGAAAGGCCCUAUAGAACUGCAUGGAAUUCCUAUCGAAUCUUUACAGGCAGAUAGUAACGAAUCACCUAAUACCACAGCGCAUAUAGCCACCACCGUUUCAUCCUCCAGUAAUGGACACGGUAGUCUGCUGUCGUCGCUGCGUGGUGGCGCAGGCACGCUGCUUAAAAACAUAAAGGAUACAUCAACUAAAGUAAUGCAAACAAUGCAGCAUUCAAUCGGUCGCAGUGAUCUGGACAUCAGUCACAUCACCUCUCGGAUCCUUGUGAUGCCCUGCCCGUCUGAAGGAUUCGAGUCAACGUACAAGACAAACAACAUCGAAGACGUCCGACUGUCACUCGAGAGUCGAUUUGCUCCACAAAAAAUGAGUAUUUACAACUUCGGCCAACGCACAGUGCCCCGGAUACCGCCGCCCGUACGUACUGUUGAAGCCGGUUCGGUGUAUGGUUGCCCACAGGCUCACGCUCCCAAUCUGGAGGGUCUGUUUACCGUAUCGGCAGACAUGUACAACUUCCUAAACGCGGACCCGAAAUCAAUUGUUAUCGUCCAGACGGAAGAUUCGGGAGGGCGCACUGCUGCCACAGUCAUCUGUGCACUGCUUAUGUAUGCAGAUUUGUUGCAGGAGCCAGAAGACGCCGUGCAGGUUUUCGCCGUUAAGCGCCACACUAUUAACCUGCGAGCCUCCGAGUUCCGUUACCUGUAUUACUUCGGUGACAUCCUGCGGCCCAAGCCCCUACUGCCACACUACAAGAACACAAAUCUUGUGUCGCUCAGCUGUCAGCCUGUUCCCAAAAUGACCAAGGCACGCGACGGUUGCCGUAUCUACAUGGAGAUAUACUGCAACGAGAAAUUAUUGCUUAGCACUCUUCAAGAUUACGAAAAGAUGCGGUUGUAUCAGGCCGGUCCCGGUAAAAUAGUGUUGCCAAUCAACAUGACCGUCUGUGGUGAUGUGACUGUGGUUUUGUACCACGCCCGAAAAGGAAUUGUACGCCCACAAGGGCUGAAGAUAUGCCAGUUUCAAAUAAACACCGGAUUUAUUCCCGAGCCAGAAACGCUGAUUACGUUCACAAGCCAAGAUCUGGAUGACCUGCCGGAUCCUGAACAGGUUACUCUUAGCCUCUGCGUGUCGCUAUCUCUGACAGUUACUGAGUCGGAAGCUCCUCCGACCCACAAACCACCAUGGGUACCAGCCAAACCUUUGCGAUCACCAGCCGCGUUGUUUAGCUCUGAUCUCGAGUUUGCGGAGAUGCUGGAUAAUUUUGUAACCAAACCCAGGAAUAGUUCACCACCACCGCCAGGGUCUAGAAAGAAUGAUCGUCCCUGUUCCCCGCUCGUUCUGCCAGAUGUUACAGGGACCGUCCAUGGACCUUCGACUCCCACGCCAGAGCCUUCUCCGCCUAUCGACCUGUUGAACCUGAACCAGCAAAACAGAAACUCGCCAGCCACUGAUCCCUUAACUAGCGCAAGGCCUGGCACAGAUGCCAGCUUUGACUUGUUAGGGGCAUUCGGCGAUGAUGACUCCACGGGCAUACGUUCGGCGCCGAUUCCUGACAUUCUUCACCCAAUGCAGCAUCAGCCUGUAAAAGCGAGCACUGACCCUUUUGACAUAUUUGACUCUAUGGACCAAGGUAUUGCGCCCAGCCUGAAGCCAUCGGCCGGAUCAGACCUUCCACCAUUUCUUGGUUCCCUUCCGACUUUUGUAUCUAAGCCUGCGGUCGCCAGAAGCAAACCCUCACCAACCCAGCCACGCAAGGCAUCUGGAGAUCCCUUUGCGGACAUCGCCAGCUUGGCUUCAGGGCUAAACAUAAACUUUAAACGCAGCACGCUGGGUGGAAAUUCUACUGUAGGCAGUAGUCCCCAGCCGACGCAGUUCUCCAGUCCGACCCACAACCCAUCAAUAUCCUCGAAACCCCAAGAGAUGUUUAUGCAGUCACCACAGCAGCAGCAGUCUGAGCCCAUGUCUUCUGCCAGAACACCGCGACACCCACCUUCGGUCUCUGCCCAAUUACGACCGGACUACAAUCGAGCCUACUUUGAUCCGCAAAAGCCUGCGCAGCAAGCUGGUACUUGCGGAACUAACAACACCGACAUAUUUGCAGACAUCCUAGGCCAACAAGGCUACUCAUUCGGCAACAAAAUAAACCACGGGCCGCGGUCCAUAAAUGAAAUGCGCAAGGAAGAUUUGGUUCGUUAUAUGGACCCUAAGAAAGUACGAGUUAUGGAAUGGACCGAUGGCAAAAAAAACAAUAUACGUGCGCUUUUAUGCUCCAUGCAUACAGUACUGUGGGAAAACGCCAAGUGGCAGCGAUGCGAAAUGUCUACCAUGGUGACUCCUGCUGAGGUCAAGAAGGCAUACCGUCGUGCUUGUCUAUCAGUGCAUCCUGAUAAGCAUAAUGGAACCGAGAACGAAGAGAUUGCCAAGCUUAUUUUUAUGGAACUUAACAAAGCGUGGACAGAUUUCGAAAAAGAUGUCACUCAGAAACAUAUGUUUAAUACGUAAAACGCACAGGAAUAUAUUUACCACGGGUAGCAAUAUUGUUGUAUUUUUAGCGAAAUAUAAUGUAAAUUCAUGUAAGAGUAAGCUUUAAUCUGUGAAGUUAAAAUAUUGGCUAUGGCCAUCGAAUGCUCAGUCAGCCCAGCACAUUUUCAAAAUGACUUUCUUAAUUUGCAUGAAAGAAAAUCUUAUUAAUCAUUCCCAUUGCAUUCAAAAGCAAUCCGGCCAAAACUAAAAACCUUGACACCUUGGCGACUAUCCAAUUGAAUAAAUAGGAUAUUGCGCGCCUUAUUUACCUAUAAACAUAUGUACAUUAUAUUCGUCUAUAAUAUACUUUAUUCGCAGCAGAUAUAUCCUUGAUAAAAUUAUAGCCUAUACGUUAUAAACUACAAAUUGAUUGAAAUUAAAAGUAUAGUUUCUGUUUUAACGGUAAAAUAUGUAGAACAAGUAAAGACAAAAUCAGCCCUA
Messenger RNA from Drosophila eugracilis, 4135 nucleotides. It is a transcript of the gene aux, whose product is annotated as cyclin-G-associated kinase. Bases 185 to 3673 code for a protein of 1162 amino acids. The transcript has 9 exons. Gene Ontology annotation, molecular function: AP-2 adaptor complex binding; ATP binding; protein serine/threonine kinase activity. Gene Ontology annotation, cellular component: cytoplasm. The record is from RefSeq and is a predicted model, not a curated record. Lineage: Eukaryota; Metazoa; Arthropoda; Insecta; Diptera; Drosophilidae. Gene Ontology annotation, biological process: regulation of clathrin-dependent endocytosis; positive regulation of Notch signaling pathway; protein phosphorylation.